Epinephelus moara (kelp grouper) is the source of this 1957-nucleotide messenger RNA. It is a transcript of the gene plpp4, whose product is annotated as phospholipid phosphatase 4. Bases 341 to 1201 code for a protein of 286 amino acids. Gene Ontology annotation, molecular function: phosphatidate phosphatase activity. The transcript has 7 exons. The record is from RefSeq and is a predicted model, not a curated record. NCBI's taxonomy places the organism in Eukaryota, Metazoa, Chordata, Actinopteri, Perciformes, Serranidae. Gene Ontology annotation, biological process: phospholipid metabolic process.
UAAUUGAUGGAGUGGAAGAAGGAGACUUUCACCCGGUAGAGGAGCAGCUGUCAGCAACAAGAGUUGCAAUAAAGACAAACGCCCGAGGGGGUUUUGAAACAGACGGGAAAGCAGCGGAGGCAGGCGAGGAGGAGAAGAAGAAGGAGAAGGGGAAGACUGCUUCAGGUGACCGAGUCGCGAUGGAGGCGCGCGGCAUGCGUGAUUAGGGAGCACCGCUUCUGGAAGAAAGAAAGAAAAAAGAAGCGCUCGCUUUGUUGAGGUGGAUUACAAAGUGAACAAGCACCAGAACUGACCGGGAUCGCCUUUGUCUAGAUUUCACUUGACGGAUUAUCUCACAAUCAUGAACGUGUCGCCCCCAGACCGCAGGAAAAACGUGCGAGAGCUGGCUUUGGAGAUUGGCAUCCGAGUUCUGCUUUUCGGAGUUUUUGUAUUUACAGAGUUUCUGGAGCCAUUUGAGAGAGUGAUUCAACAAGAGGAGCUUUGGCUGUACAAGAAUCCUCUAGUUGAGUCAGACCACAUUCCCAAGAGGGUCAUGUUCGCAAUUUCAUUCCUCACCCCAUUGGCGGUGAUAUUUGUAGUGAAGAUAAUUCAGAGGACGGACAAGACGGAGAUCAAAGAGGCAUGUUUAGCUGUGUCCCUGGCUCUCGCCCUCAAUGGAGUCUUCACAAACACUAUCAAGUUGAUUGUUGGCAGACCUAGACCCGAUUUUUUCCAGCGUUGUUUCCCAGAUGGACAAGGAAAUCUGAAGAUGCUGUGCACCGGGGAGCCAGAUCUAGUCUCUGAGGGACGCAAGAGCUUCCCCAGCAGCCAUUCCUCCUUUGCAUUCUCUGGACUCGGCUUCACCUCCUUCUACCUGGCGGGGAAGCUGCAGUGUUUUACGGAUCAGGGUCGAGGGCGUAGCUGGCGUCUCUGUGCUAUGGUGUUGCCUCUCUACAGCGCCAUGAUGAUUGCAUUGUCCCGGACCUGCGACUACAAACACCACUGGCAAGACGCCUUUGUUGGAGGAGUGAUCGGGUUGCUGUUUGCGUACAUCUGCUAUCGCCAGCACUACCCACCCUUUCUGCACACGGACUGCCACCUGCCUUAUGCCAGUCUGGCUGCUGCUGCUGCCCACACGCCCUUGCAUCCCCAGGAUGACCCACAGCCCACUGACAAUGCCACCACCCUUCCCCUGGAGGGCUUGACUGAAGGGCCAGUAUGACUAGUGGCCACCACCGAGACUCCCCCCAACACCCUCACCAAGCCACCAAGCCCACCUCCCCAUCCCCAGUGACUGACUGGCUCUUGUAUACAUUCCAGUGGACAAUUCUACACCUCAGCCCAUCUCCUGUUGCACCCUGUCUCGGUGACACCUGCAUUCUUUUUUUUAUUAUUUUUUUUAUAUCUGGUUCUUGCUCAGCAGGCGUGAAAGUCUAUAUUUAGAUGUGAUGUAUGAGAGGAACCCACGAAUAUGGGACAUCGCCUCUGAGAGGGAAGAGAGAAGAACAUGUUGAAAACCUAAGGAAACACGUCUUACUAAUGGUUGUGAACGAAGAUGAAAAUAUUGCCAGUUUUUACUGGAGUUCUUUUUUUCUUUUUGCUUAAUGAGAAAUGUGGUUUGCCAGUUGUUGGAGUAUAUUUAAUGUUUGGCUGUUAAAGGAUUGGGACAGUAAAUUAGGGAGACCCUGAUAAAUCCCAUGAAAUGUCACAGCAAUCAAACCAUGAAAUCAAACCAGAUAAACUAUUAGAAUAUAGUAUGUUAUAUGUCACACUUUGAAACUAAUUAUGGGAUUUGAUGCAGCUAGUCAUGCCAGAAAUCUAGUGACUUUCUCUGUUUCAUUUAGACUUUUAGAUGCCCACUGCAUCUUCAGAGGACACCAAUGUGAUAGUUUAAAGGGGACCUAUUAUCGUAUUCCUCAUUUCCCUCACAUAUAUGAUGUUACAAAUUUGGAUGUUCAUAUUAAAUGGGGCGAAAGUU